Arachis stenosperma is the source of this 1122-nucleotide messenger RNA. RefSeq lists its product as uncharacterized. Lineage: Eukaryota; Viridiplantae; Streptophyta; Magnoliopsida; Fabales; Fabaceae. The coding region runs from base 1 to 1122 and encodes 373 amino acids. The record is from RefSeq and is a predicted model, not a curated record. The transcript is spliced from 4 exons.
AUGCCACUCUAUGCCAAGUUUUUAAAGGAACUCAUGAUAAGGAAGGGGAAUUGGGGGGAAAAUGAGACUGUAGUGCUCAUUGAGGAGUGUAGUGCCAUAAUACAAAAGAAGCUUCCCCAGAAAUUGAAAGAUCCUGGGAGCUUCCAAAUCCCCUGUAUCAUUGGGGAUAUGAACAUUGAGAAGGCACUUUGUGAUCUAGGAGCCAGCAUCAACCUCAUGUCUUUGGCCAUGAUGAAGAGGAUGAGAAUAGAAGAAGUAAAACCCACAAGAAUGGCCCUUCAACUAGCAAAUAGAACCUUCAAAUUCCCCCAUGGUGUGGUGGAGGAUUUGCUGGUAAAAGUGGAAGAGUUCAUCUUUCCAGCUGACUUUGCUGUGCUUAACAUGGAGGAAAGAGCCAACCCAUUAAUCAUCCUAGGAAGGCCAUUCCUAGCUACAGCUGGAGCCAUAAUUGAUGUUCAAAAAGGGAAGCUAGUCUUGAGAUUACAUAAAGAGAAAAUGGUCUUCAAUGUCUUCAAGGCAAUGAGCUACCCUAAAGAAUCCAUUGGAGAAUGCAGGAUGGUGAACAUAAUUGAAAAUCUUGUUCAAGGAGUCCUAGAGGAAGAACAAUGUGAAGAAAUCAAAGAGCAAGAUCAACAAACCUUAUGUGGUGACCUACCACUAAAGACUAUGGAUGAACCAGUCAUGUUGGACAAGACAAAUUUAAAAGGGAUCAGUCCCUCAAUGUGUAUGCACAACAUCCUACUUGAGGAAGGUGCAAAGCCCUUAAGACAGCAACAGAGAAGGCUAAAUCCAACAGUGAAUGAAGUAGUCCAAAAAGAAAUGCUGAAGUUGUGGCAAGUAGGGGUAAUUUACCCAAUUUCAGACAGCCCCUGGAUUUUGCUGUUGGUGCUGUUUUAUGAUAGAGGAAAGUUGAUGAUGAUUCAAGAAAGUCCUUGGUUUGCUGAUAUAGCCAACAUCAAGGAUAUUGAGGAGUUGCCCACCAACAUCAACAAGUUCAUGAGGAGGAAGCUACUCAAUGAUGCUAAAGACUACAUAUGGGAUGAGCCCUACUUGUUUAAAAAGGGUGUUGAUGGAAUCUUGAGGAGGUGUAUUUCACAAGAGGAAGGCCUGGAAGUGUUGUAG